GCCAUGAACAACUUCAGGGCCACCAUCCUCUUCUGGGCAGUGGCAGCAUGGGUUACAUCAGGCAAGCCUUUGGGAGAGAUGGACGAAGUUGGAGUUCAAAAAUGCAAGAAUGCCUUGAAACUACCUGUCCUGGAAGUCCUACCUGGAGGUGGCUGGGACAAUCUGCGGAAUGUGGACAUGGGACGAGUUAUGGAAUUGACUUACUCCAACUGCAGGACAACAGAGGAUGGACAGUAUAUCAUCCCUGAUGAAAUCUUCACCAUUCCCCAGAAACAGAGCAACCUGGAGAUGAACUCAGAAAUCCUGGAAUCCUGGGCAAAUUACCAGAGUAGCACCUCCUACUCCAUCAACACAGAACUCUCUCUUUUUUCCAAAGUCAAUGGCAAGUUUUCCACUGAGUUCCAGAGGAUGAAGACCCUCCAACUGAAGGACCAAGCUAUAACUACCCGAGUUCAGGUAAGAAACCUCAUCUACACAGUCAAAAUAAACCCAGCCUUAGAGCUAAACUGGAGUUUUAGGAAGGAGCUCCUUGACAUCUCUGACCGUCUAGAGAACAACCAGACGAGGAUGGCCACCUACCUGGCAGAACUCCUGGUCCUCAACUAUGGCACCCAUGUCAUCACCAGUGUCGAUGCUGGGGCUGCUCUUAUUCAGGAGGACCACAUCAGGGCCUCCUUCCUCCAAGACAGCCAGAGCAGUCGUAGUGCCGUGACUGCCUCUGCUGGACUUGCCUUUCAAAACACCGUGAACUUCAAAUUUGAGGAAAACUAUACCUCACAGAAUGUCCUCACCAAGAGCUACCUCUCAAACCGAACCAACUCCAGGGUGCAGAGCAUCGGAGGGGUUCCUUUUUAUCCAGGCAUCACCCUCCAGGCCUGGCAGCAGGGUAUCACCAACCACCUGGUGGCCAUCGACCGCUCUGGCCUGCCGCUGCAUUUCUUCAUCAACCCCAACAUGCUGCCUGACUUGCCAGGCCCCCUGGUGAAGAAGGUGUCAAAGACGGUGGAAACUGCUGUGAAGCGCUAUUACACAUUCAACACCUACCCUGGCUGCACAGAUCUCAAUUCUCCCAACUUCAAUUUUCAGGCCAACACUGAUGAUGGCUCCUGCGAGGGGAAAAUGACCAACUUCUCUUUCGGUGGGGUUUAUCAGGAAUGCACUCAGCUCUCAGGGAAUAGGGAUGUCCUCCUCUGCCAAAAGUUGGAGCAGAAGAAUCCACUCACUGGUGAUUUCUCCUGCCCCUCUGGCUACUCCCCGGUGCGCCUGUUAUCCCAGAUCCACGAGGAGGGUUACAACCACCUGGAGUGUCAUCGAAAGUGCACUCUCCUCGUCUUCUGCAAGACUGUGUGUGAAGAUGUGUUCCAGGUGGCAAAAGCUGAAUUCAGGGCUUUUUGGUGUGUGGCCAGUAGCCAGGUACCUGAAAACUCAGGACUGCUUUUUGGGGGCCUCUUCAGCAGCAAGAGCAUAAACCCCAUGACAAAUGCACAGUCAUGCCCAGCCGGCUACUUUCCACUAAGCCUCUUCGAAAACCUCAAGGUAUGUGUUUCUCAGGACUAUGAGUUGGGAAGCAGGUUUGCGGUCCCCUUUGGCGGGUUCUUUAGCUGCACAGUUGGGAACCCCCUGGUAGAUCCUGCCAUAUCCAGAGAUUUAGGAGUACCGUCUCUGAAAAAGUGCCCCGGGGGCUUCAGCCAGCACCUAGCCCUCAUCAGCGAUGGAUGCCAAGUGUCCUAUUGCGUCAAAUCCGGGCUCUUUACAGGAGGGUCCCUGCCCCCUGCCAGGCUCCCACCUUUCACCCGGCCACCCCUCAUGAGUCAGGCUGCCACCAAUACUGUCAUAGUGACCAAUUCUGAGAAUGCGAGAUCCUGGAUUAAAGACUCCCAGACCCACCAGUGGAGGCUGGGAGAACCGAUAGAGCUGCGGAGGGCCAUGAAUGUCAUCCAUGGGGAUGGUGGUGGUCUGUCAGGAGGGGCUGCAGCUGGGGUCACAUUGGGGGUCACCACCAUUCUGGCUGUUGUUAUCACCCUGGCCAUCUACGGCACCCGGAAGUUCAAGAAGAAAGCAUAUCAGGCAAUUGAGGAAAGGCAGAGUUUGGUUCCAGGCACUGCAGCAACUGGAGACACCACUUACCAAGAGCAGGGGCAGAGUCCAGCUUAAAUCUCUCCCCGAAAAUGGUUUUUCUCAUCUCCAGUGUGGUCAUUGCUGACCACUCUGUUUUCCUAAGCAUUGAAAUGGCAAGUGCAACCAAAAGUAGGUAUAUUCGUGACUUCUUGUUUAGGUCUCUGGGCCAGGAAAUUCAUAAUGUUACAUGGAUAAGGGUGGGACUGGGGAGAGGGAACAGUUGGACUAGAAGCAAAAGCGAUUCUGGGACUAAAAUAGGAAACAGGUGUCCUUUCCCAAUGUGUGUUGCUGUCUUCACCUGAAUGCAUUUGUGUAAAAAUAGCAGAGGGAGAAUGUGAACAUUUGUAUUUGGAAGCUAUGAAUUUACUCUGAAGUUUGCAGUUGUUUCCAAUUUGUGAGCUCUAAGAGUUUCUGCCUGUAAGAACUACUCUCCUUUUAGUUUGAUUUUUAAAAAGCUGUCUGAAUUUCACACUCUUAGAGCCUGGAAGAGCCCUGAAAAGACACAAGUCUUGCCUGGCUACUGCUUUUUAACUUUGAGGGCUCUGUGUUGACAGACUGUUAUCUCCUCAGGGUGACCUCAAACAUCUGAAAAGAAAGAUGUUGCCUGUGCCAAUUCCACUUUUUCCAGCUGCCCCAAGAUGAACACUCCCUUAUACCAGACCACUCUUGGACUUCUAACUAGUGUCAUCAAGUCCUCAGAAAAUAUUUUAAGUAAUAAACUUCUAUUAGUGGGUCAAAGAGGAAGGGAUGAUUUGGAGACAAGGAGUAAUGAAAGAUGGGUAAAAACUGAAAAAGAUUCUGGUGCUAAGUACUACCCCUUCAUCUUCCAUGGAUAGUCAUUACCUUUCCCGUCCUCCUGUUCUAUGAACACACACACACACACCCCACAUUUCAAUAAGUCUUCAUUGUUCUGGAUCCUUACUUUUCCUGUCCUCCUGUUAUAUGAACGAACACACACACACACACACACACACACACACACCACAUUUCAAUAAGUCUGCAUUGUUCUAUGUCCUUACCUUUCCUGCUCUCCUGUUAUAUGAACACACACACACACACACACACACACACACACACACACACACACCCCCACAUUUCAAUGUCUGCAUUGUUCUGGGGGUAAAAAAGGCAAGAAGUUAAGUAAGACCACAUUUGAGUAUUACUUACUCUGUAGAAUCAAAACAGAGUAGUUAACACCAAUUAUGCAAGCUACAUUUUUUUCCAGCAGAAAGGGAGCGGACAUGAUCAAAUCCAUGUUUUCAAAUGAACUGAAAAAGGCAUCCAGCACCACUUAUAACACAUUUAUUUCAGUUCCAGGCUGAGAGCCCUGGGGCAUCUAGCAGGAUGCAUAAUUGUCAUCUGGCGAGAGUUGGGACUUUGCUCAAUUUUAAUACCAGUCUCUCCUGAUUGUAAUUACCUCCACUACUUUCAUGAUCCCCCUACAAUAUUUUUUUUAAAUGAUAUAUUUAUUCACUGAAUCAAACGUCAUUAAUGAGUUAUCUUCUGUGGAGGAUGACGGUUCCCUUUGUUAAUGUUCACAAUCAAAAUCUUGGGCUGAGAAGAGGCCCUUCACCCAAGGAGUUUGAAGCAUCAUGGCGUGUGGGAAGGUGGGAACCAGGAUACCCAUUCAUUUCCAACUGAGACACAGAGAAGUGAGUCACAGAAUUUGAGCCCUGCUCUCUUGACUGCCCAGAGACACUGAUUUCUGUAACCUCUUCACUUGAUCCUGCCUCUUAAGCAUUAAAACAUUCUCCUAAACCUCUGAGUGUUUUGUGGGUUCCGGGUGUUUUGUACGUUUUAGCCAAGCUAACCACUUGUCUGCAAAUACUGACUUUCCUAUGAAUUCUUUGAAGAUUACUGAGUCAGAAAGGAAAAAUACAGCCCCAAAUUCCCAGGCUUUUAAUGCAUUAACUGCCUAUUGAAAUGAGAAGUUCUUCACAAACUUGUAUUCCCACUAACAAAAUUGCACAUAAAUAUGCAUUAAAGUAUGUACUAAGAAAUCCUCUGUCCAACGGCUCAUGCAUAUGAAGUCCGAACAUGGGAGUUUGCCAGUUGCAUUCAUCAAGUCGUUUUGCAGAGUCAGAUCCCUGAUGGAAGAGCUCACAGGCUCUGCCUUCCAAGUCCUGGGUCCCUAACUGGUGACCUUAGGCUGGGGUCUGUGGGGAGACCAACCCUGGCUUCCAAGAAAACCACAUUCCAUGGACUAUCAGAAAUAGACACAGAUUUGGGUGACAAAGGUGGCUCUGUAUUUGCAUUUUAUUUUUGUGUUCUUGUCAGUUUGGAGAUGAUUAAUAUUAAACAUUUAUUUGAGAAACAACAGCCUGUAAAUGAUUUAAACACACACUAUACUGCAGUCAGGCAAAGAGACCUUUAAAAGUGAAUAUUCGUGAUUCUAAAAGUGUUUUUUCUCCCACACGUUCACUUACUCAUUUUCCCAGCCAUGUGAUCUGUUCCUUUAGGCAAACAAAGAGUCUAGCCAGGUCAAAUGUGUGGGUGGGUAAUAUGUGGAAAAUUUGUUUUUAAGCGGUUGGGGAGGGACUUCCCCCAUCCAUGGCAGGGCUUGUGGUUGCUUACAGACUCAGGGAGGUAACCCAAAUCCCUCACAGAUAGUGCACUAAUCUACAAACAGCAGAAGGCCAACAACAGCAACAAUUUUGUGGUUGUUCAUUUGCCAUUUAUUGUUCUGCACAGACACCUCAUGAGCACCAGGUGGCGAUGUCCUCUCGCAGAGCAACACCAAAAGACUUCAAAAACAUUCCAGUUACAAUCAUAACAAUUCACUUAGGACAUUCACCUGCCUCUCCCAGAACCCCCAAUCUAAUGCCGGGGACCACAGAGAAGGAAAGGGGUCAGGGGUCCUUUCUUGUACCAGUGAGCCUUCCCCCAGUUUUCUCAUGCACACAACAGUGCAAUACCAAUACGAGUACUUUUGAUCAAGUAUAAAACCACAGAGAAGACCAAAAUGUACAAAAAUGGGAAGAGAAUGAAAACACAAAGGCACACGCAGCCACAAAUACACAAUUAACCUUUUAGGGGAUGAGCAUCUGACAAGGUUUGUCUCCAAUCCAAUUUGCCAUCCCUGGAGACUCUGGAAGGGAGAAACUAGGCUGCUGGUGCUAAGACCAUGAAAGGGAGGGCAUGGAAUCCCCUACUUGGGCCAGGAGCGCACAGCAGAGCUUCUAGUGGGAAAACACUCUGUGUCAAGGUAGUGGAUGCACAGGGCUCGGCUGGCAGGGUUCUCACUGAAAUCUAGACCGCACCUUUCCAGGUUGGCACAAGAGAAAGGGCAGAGGAAUGCUCCCCGCCUUGCCGGGCACAGUGUUAGAAAGGAAAUUCAAGAUCCCUACUGCCCGGAAAGCCACACAAGAAUAGCAUGAGGAUGAGGUAGCCCCUACUGAGCAUCUGCAGAGAGGACAAGAAAUGGGGCACAGACACAAUCAAAAGCCCAGGGAAAAAGGCUUGAAGGUAUGAAGUCGACCUCUCCAAGUGGUAUUGCCACAGGCACAGCGGCUCCCUUUCCAUCUUGAGUCCUCUUCCUUCUGCUCCUGGCCACCCCCUUCCCCACCUAUACCUUCUUCUCCCUGAUGUGGGGAAACUGAUCUCUCCCCAAUGCCUAAUUCCACUGUGAAAGUCUGUCUUCUUUUCUUCCCCACCUCCUACUGCCUCAUUGUGUCUUUCUUCCCAUGGACCCUCAGUCUAUUUCUGCACCCUUGUGGCCAAGAAGCUCAGCAGAUACUUGACCAGUGUGCGAAGGCAGAGACGGCAUGAGGCUCUCCAAGUAAUCUCUGGUACAUGGUAACCUGAAAAAGGGCAUGGGUGUGACAUUAAACACCACAGGGAUGUCUCUUCCAUUUAGUUCAGGUGUUUCUUUCCUAACUAUGGCAGGAAAUUGCCCUGUGGUGCAGUAACCUUGGGACCAGUCUCCUGGUCUGCUGGUGAGAUACAAUGGCUGCCUGCUGACAGGAGACACAGGGACAAGGAUGGCAGAACAAUUCCUCCCAUCAGAGCUCCCUCUGGUGGAGCUGAUCAACAUCCCUGUAGCCAUUUGGAAAGAGAGCAAAGGCUCAGCACCAGCACAUCCACAGAACUGGGUGACAGGCAGGUGAAUCGACUAUCCACCCCAACGUCAAAAUGGCUGGAGGCCUAACAGCAAGCAGCUAUGGGGCUGGCUUUUAUGAAAGAUUGGCCUCUGGUUUCCAUCUAAGUACCAUUUUUGAAGGUUCUCUUGUUUCCAUUUUUCUAGCAUCAAAAACCUUCCAAAUAUUAUGAAAUAUAUAUGCAUAUAUAUAUAUAUAUAUAUAUACGUCAAACCCCCAAAACAUGAGGUAUAUAAAUUCAAAUUAGUAUCCAGAGGAACUUCCCCCAAACACAUAGUUCAAAGAACCCACUUUCAAAGGGGGAAUUGGGUUUCCCUUCUUGAUCCCCCCUGUUCUCCUCCCUGGCCCCCAAUUCAUUCCUUACUGGGAGCCAAAGGCAAUAAGAAUGUUGGGGAGGAGAUAGGGUCUUGGGACACAACAAGAUGCAGAUUGGACCAGACCAUAUUGUGAUCCCAACCCCAUUAGGAAUGAGCUAAAGAGAUUCUCUCCCUGCUGUAAGUCAAUCUAUAAUAGAUGAGGGAGAUGAGGGACCCAGCAGCUCUGGGCUCUGAUUAGCAAAUUUGCAUGGAAACAGACUGAAGCCUUCAUAGAAAAAAGACUGGAUGGAGAUGAGCUCUGAUCCAAUCUUGAAAAGAAAUAUAAAAGGAAGAGUCC
Pongo pygmaeus (Bornean orangutan) is the source of this 6869-nucleotide messenger RNA. RefSeq names its product macrophage-expressed gene 1 protein. Lineage: Eukaryota; Metazoa; Chordata; Mammalia; Primates; Hominidae. The coding region runs from base 4 to 2154 and encodes 716 amino acids. Gene Ontology annotation, biological process: defense response to bacterium. The record is from RefSeq and is a predicted model, not a curated record. The transcript has a single exon.